Molecule: messenger RNA, 885 nt
Organism: Apis laboriosa (Himalayan honeybee)
Lineage: Eukaryota; Metazoa; Arthropoda; Insecta; Hymenoptera; Apidae
Product: transmembrane protein 242
Exons: 2
Coding region: 208-639 (143 amino acids)
Source: RefSeq, a predicted model, not a curated record
AAAUAAUAAUUAUUAAUAAAUUAUUUAAUAAAAAUUUUAUAUAUUUUUAAAAAAUUCAUAUAGUAAACAGUGAAGAAACAGUAUAACAAAAUUCAACAUUUUGUAUUAUUUGAAUUUUUUCUAAAAAGAUUUCUCCAAGUGUUAUUUUUUCGAUAAUACAAUGUAUUAACAAUUAAAUGAAAAAUAAUAUAAUUUAAAACAAUAAUCAUGUCAGAAGUAAAUAGAAAGCCAGAUACAAAAAAAAGAAAAGAAAUGUUAUAUGAAACAUUAUUCUUGACUGGAAUAGCAGGAAUUUCUGCUAUGAUUGGUUUUUUUAAUGCUUUAGCAUCAGUUAAGAAACAGGAUAGUAAACAUUUUGAUAUUGGAUUUAUGGGAGGAAAAGGUCUUCAAGAAUCUGGUGCAGCACUUGCUACAAGAGCUUUAUUAUGGGGUUCUGCAUGGGCAGUUAGUGGUUGUAGUAUACUUUUUUAUGGAAUUUGGAAACUAUCUGGAGCUACUAAUGCUAAAGAGUUUCGAUUAAAAGCUGGAAAUAUUUUACCAAAAAUACCAAAAAAUGAUCCUCCUCAAAGUAGAACUGAAUUUGAAAAUCUUACAGAUUUAUUAAAAUAUGUUUCAGAAGAAUGGGGUAAAGAAAAAUAAUUUUGUUUACAUUAUAUAUAUAUGUACAUAUAUAAAUAAGAAAGAAUAUAAUUGUUUUGCUCAUCUUCGCACAUCUAACAUUUGAUCUAUAAGUUUAUAAAACAAGAAUAGAAUUGCAUUCAUAAAAAGUUAGUUUCAAAUAUCUAUACGUAAAAUAAAUUUAAAAUCUUGUAUUGUUUAUUUAUUAUGUAAAAAUUAAUAUUUAUAAUAUAUUAUUAAUAAAUAAUAAAAAUUUGAUUUAUAAUA